This is a messenger RNA of Boeremia exigua, 432 nucleotides long. RefSeq lists its product as uncharacterized. Bases 65 to 301 code for a protein of 78 amino acids. The record is from RefSeq and is a predicted model, not a curated record. The transcript has a single exon. NCBI's taxonomy places the organism in Eukaryota, Fungi, Ascomycota, Dothideomycetes, Pleosporales, Didymellaceae.
GCUUUGAGUUGCCGUGUGCCGCGAUCCCUCGUGUCCUUGCCCGCGAUCCCAGUACCAGUGUAUAAUGCGAGGGGUGACACUGACACAAAGAGAAGACAGGCUGCCCUGCAAUUUUCGUAUACCUCUAUUGCCACUGUUGGCCUUCCCUAGCACUGUCGCUGCCAAGCCUGCCGUUUCGUGGGCCAUACCAAGGCAAGGAGCCUCUACUUUCCGCUUCCCUACGGUUUCGGUCCAGACACUUGUGGUGUACCGACCAUCUGGCCACCUGACUGUCAUCUGGUCCUCCUGCCUUCUAACCUGAGGUUCUGCUCCAUGGUCUGAAAAGCGGCCGUGAUCGCCGACUACUCCCCGCUCCACGUCUACGCAUUGACUUCUCGCUGUCUUGUGUCUGAUCUCCAGCCUUCGCAGUCGCAGCGCCACUCCCUUUGACUG